AUGGUCGCGCAAGAUGAUUCGAGUGGAUCUCCGAUCGAACAGGAUGUACUGUCGGCAACAACCAACGAGCGGCUGGAUGAGGAGAACAGAAAGAAGACCUUAGCAUUCAAGGUCUCGCACAUCCUCGUCUCGCUGCUGUUAUUAUGGCUUCUUUCUGUACAAUUACUCGGACUUUUCUUCUUUGCGAAAGGAUUUCUUUUAACGCGACUCGUGCUGGACAGUAGAUCAGCUUGUGGGACGCUUCCUGAUGGCACUGAGUCAAGAGCGCAAGAUGGAUGCUGGCAUCCGAAAAGCUUUGAAAAGGCAGUGGUAAUAGUGGUAGAUGCAUUGCGGUACGACUUCACGAUUCCAUCCCACGCUGCGCCAGCGGAUCGAAGCCCAGGUCAUUACCUGGACAAUAUCCCAUUCUUAUAUGAUACGGCGGCAUCCUACCCAGGAAAUGCGCUUCUCCUUCCGUUCAUCGCCGAUCCACCCACGACGACGCUACAGAGGCUGAAAGGUCUUACCACCGGCACGCUUCCAGUCUUCAUCGAUGGCGGUUCCAACUUCGCCGGCACUGCGAUCGAGGAGGACAGCCUGAUCUCUCAAUUGGUCGCUGCUGGCAAGAGUGUGGUGCACCUCGGUGAUGACACAUGGCACGCGCUAUUCCCAGAUUCGUUCAAUAAGAACCUCACACGUGCAUACGAUUCUUUUAAUGUUUACGACUUGCAUACUCUCGACAACGGCGUCAUCGAGCAUAUUAUGCCAUUGUUGCAACGAGAUCGGAGGCAUGAAUGGGAUGUGAUCAUUGGCCAUUUCCUUGGCGUUGAUCACGCUGGUCACCGCUACGGCCCAGAUCACCCCGCGAUGGCCGAUAAACAGCAGCAAAUGAACAGAGUCCUCAGCCAGAUCGCCCACGAUAUAGACGAUGAUACACUACUGGUUGUGCUGGGAGAUCAUGGCAUGGACACCAAAGGCGACCACGGUGGGGAGUCAGACGAAGAGGUGGAGGCGGCGUUAUGGAUGUACACCAAGAAGCCCCAUUUUGGUCGCACAGAUCAAUCUCACCAGAGGCCGCCAUCCACUGCCAAAGAACGACGCGUUGGCCAGAUAGAUUUGGUAUCGACCCUAUCUCUACUGCUUGGCUUGCCUAUACCGUACAACAACCUUGGCACACCGAUUCCUGAAUGCUUCGUCGGCCGCAGCAGCAAUGACUGGCACAACUUGGCUGCGGUGGAAAUGCUAGCGUGGCGUCAAAUCCAGAACUAUCAGGACGAGUACAGCAAGAUGAAGGAUCUGGGAGCAAAUUCAGUCCAGCACAGUCUGAACCAACUCGUGCUUCAAUCAUCGCAGCAGAAGUCACCUACCUGGCGGGAAGUGCAUGAAAACUACCAGAGUUGGCAUCGCGAGACUAUUGGCAUGUAUCGGCGUUUGUGGGCAAAUUUCAACUUGACUGACAUGGUCUGUGGCGUAUUCAUCUCGAUGUUGGCACUGGUGGCGCUGUUCACAUUCUCUCGCCUCUUCGUUGGCGACAUAGCCAAUUAUGCGCCGGAGCUUCUCAGGUCAAUCUGCGCUGGUGUCGGUGGUGGAAUCUUCGCUGGGCCUCUCCUUGGGGUAGCCCUCCCAGAUUAUUUCUCCGCAGUAUCUGGAGGCGUUUUCGGCUUUGCAGUGGGAGGGAUCUUUGCUUUUCUUGCAAAUCUGUGGCGACGACGAGACGCGUCUGUGCACCUGUCUGUUCCAUCGGUAUGGGGCUGGCUUUCACUUUUCUUCUGCAUCAGUCAGUCGGCCGGCUUUGCUGCAAACUCGUACACCAUUCACGAGGACACUAUACUGCUGUUCUUCCUUACCACCUUCGGCGCAGUGGCUUUGAUUUCUUCUCUUCGACAGUCCUCAACAGCCGAUCGAGUUUUGGGCACAUAUCAGUCUGUGGUGUUCAUCAUUCUAACACGCUUGUCGUCCUAUUCCAGGCUAUGUCGGGAGGAGCAGAUGCCUGGCUGUCGAUCAACAUUCUAUGCUUCAUCGAGCUCCUCGACGUCAGCGCCGUGGCAGCUUCUCAUCCCCUACACGAUUGCACUGUUCCUUCCAGAGAUCAUCAAGGCAUUCUACAAAGGAACCGCAUCCUGGACGGGCUCUGCCGGCUUCUGGAUCGGUCUGGGUUUGCGCUUGGGUUUGACUUUCGUCGCCGUCUACUGGACGCUCGAUGCUGCUGACAACGGCAACUGGCUCGAAGAGCGUUUGUCGACUGAUAUACUGAAGACCAUCAACAUCACAGUUGCGAGACUUGCCCUCGCCGUGGCGUUACCUAUCGGAAUCAGCACGUUCAUCUGGGCGCAGCCUUGCCUCGAUAUCAACCUAAAUCACGGCGUUCAAGCUGCCAACGGUGGACGGUCUAAGCCUCAAAUAGUUAUCCUGGGAUAUGCCAACGCGUUCGGUAGUCGGUUCUUCCUGAUGAUACCAUUGCUAGUUGUGGCCAUAUCGCUGCUUCUACCGCCAAUGGGCCAAUUCUCUAUCGCCAUUUGCACAUGGCAGAUCCUCAGCCUGCUCGAGAUCCUUGAUUCUAAUCAUCUUACCAUCAAUGCGGUUUCCAAGGCUUCGAUUGGGCCGAUUGUCCUGGCUAUGCUUGGGAGCUAUCACUUCUUCAAAACCGGACAUCAGGCCGUUCUCUCGUCAAUUCAAUGGAAUGCCGCCUUCAUUCCUCUGCGAACAAUCCACUAUCCCUGGACGCCAAUGCUAAUGACACUGAACGAAUUCGGUGCACAGAUUCUGUGCGCAGCUGCAGUGCCACUGCUGGUCCUCUGGAAGCGGCCGAUUCAUAGGGAGGGCUUGCGAGGAAUCUGGAGCGAUGUGAUUAGCGCGACCCUCACUCAUGCUCUCUACUAUGCGACGAUCCAAGUCGCGACAACUAUGUGGGCUGGUCACCUCCGGCGACAUCUGAUGCUGUAUCGUGUCUUCAUGCCGCGCUUCCUACUGGCAAGUGGAGUGCUUUUGGUCGUAGAUGUUGCACUGAUCUUUAUUGCGCUCCCGAGCGUCCGCGUAACAGGUUUGAGCAUUGGGGAAGUUUUCGGCUACUAA
Cyphellophora attinorum is the source of this 3051-nucleotide messenger RNA. Its product is annotated as GPI ethanolamine phosphate transferase 3. Bases 1 to 3051 code for a protein of 1016 amino acids. The record is from RefSeq and is a predicted model, not a curated record. Gene Ontology annotation, cellular component: endoplasmic reticulum membrane. The transcript has 2 exons. Lineage: Eukaryota; Fungi; Ascomycota; Eurotiomycetes; Chaetothyriales; Cyphellophoraceae. Gene Ontology annotation, molecular function: mannose-ethanolamine phosphotransferase activity. Gene Ontology annotation, biological process: GPI anchor biosynthetic process.